AAAGAGCCACUGCCCUUUGCCCAGGAGCAUAAUGGAAAAGGCAUGUUGUGGCUAAAUGUACAUGAACAUGGUAUUUGUCCGACAGCAGACAUUGGCUUCCCAGAUCACAAAGGUGAGGGUGUCAAUGUGCUGAACCGGUGCCUGGCUGCAACAAUGGACUGGAUGAGGACUAAUAAACUGAGGCUCAAUCCAGACAAGACUGAGAUGCUGUUAGUGGGUGGUUCUUCUGACUGGAUGGUGGAUGUUCAACCUGUCCUGUAUGGGGUCACACUCCCCCUGAAGGAGAAGAACCCAUUAGGUCUCUUCUUGGCACUUCUUGGCAACUGUUGAUACCAUGAGCGUGGGAUUCAUCGGUGCGGGGCAGCUUGCCUUCUCCCUGGCUAGAGGUUUCACUGCAGCAGGAGUCUUGGCUGCUCACAAGAUAACAGCAAGUUCACCAGACACUGAUCUCCCAACUGUAGCAGGGUUGAGGAAAAUGGGUGUGAAUUUCACCAUAAGCAACAAAGAGACAGUUAAAAACAGUGACGUCCUGUUUCUCGCAGUGAAACCUCCCAUUAUUCCAUUCAUUCUGGAUGAGAUUGGCUCAGACAUAGAGGAUCGGCACAUUGUGGUCUCCUGUGCUGCUGGGGUCACAAUCAGCUCUAUUGAGAAGAAACUUUCUGCCUUCUGCCCCACCCCAAAAGUGAUCAGGUGCAUGACCAACACCCCGGUGAUUGUACGGGAAGGGGCCACUGUCUACGCUACGGGGAGCCAUGCUGAAGUGGAGGAUGGAAAGCUCUUAGAGCAACUCAUGGCUAGUGUGGGCUUCUGCACUGAAGUAGAAGAAGACUUGAUAGAUGCUGUCACUGGACUCAGUGGCAGUGGACCUGCUUAUGCAUUCACAGCCUUGGAUGCCCUGGCAGAUGGAGGGGUGAAGAUGGGCCUUCCUCGCAGGCUCGCCGUCCGUCUGGGAGCCCAAGCUUUGCUGGGAGCUGCCAAGAUGCUAUUAGAAUCUGAGCAGCACCCCGGACAACUGAAAGACAAUGUAUGCUCACCUGGGGGUGCUACCAUCUAUGCCCUGCACUUUCUAGAGAGUGGCGGCUUCCGCUCGCUGCUCAUCAAUGCCGUGGAGGCAUCCUGCAUCAGGACAAGAGAGCUGCAGUUCUUGGCUGACCAGGAGAAGGUCUCCCCAGCCGCCAUUAAGAAGACCUUAAUGGAUAAAGUGAAACUAGAGUCCUCCUCUGCCAACAAGGUCAGCAUGUUCAGCAACAAGAAUCCUGGCAGCAAGAAGUACUGAGGAGGCCUGGCUCCUGCCUACCCAAUGCUUUUCUUUCUCUUUCAAGGGAAUUGGUAGCACAAGCCAUUUUUUUGCAGGGUGCCUUGCCUGGUCUCAAGGCUGCAGGAGAACAGGAUUUCAGCUUCCAAGUGUGCUUUAUUAAAGGUAGUAGGGACCAGUAUUUCCGGGGCCUGAGAGGGACUGGAUGGGUGACUGUAUGUUCUCCUGUGCUUGACAGAUUUCUCUCUCGUCGUUGUGAUUGCAAGAUUUUCUUCUUUACAUUUCCCACAUGUGCGAGCUCACACACACACACCCUCCAGGGGACUCUUUUCCUAUUAAUCCUCACAACAGCCUUAUGAGGUAGGUUACUCUGAGCGAUGAUGACUGGACAAAGGCCAUGCAGAGUGCUUUGUGGCUAAGGAGGGAUUUUAACCCGCUUUCUCCCAAUCUGUGUCUGUCUUCUGUGGCUCUGUCAGGCUAGAGAACAGUCACUUCUUCUUUAAUAGAUCAGGGACUGGAGCUCAGGCAGGGCCUUCAAGUCCUGUUAGUUGUCAUGUAUGCCAUUCCCACUGGCUGCUGUCCAGUCUGGGAGGCAUUCUAGACUUUGGGGUAUGGCUGCCCUUGUUUUUUUAAAUCCUCAUUGCAAAAGUGUACCCACUCACUGCUCUCUCUGCUUUGCCUGACCUUACCACUCUCUGCUCAGGACCACAGAUUUCUCCAGCUGCUCCAGCUGAACAGCUCCCAUCACGCUGCCCACUAAUAGUAGGAAAAUAAAAUGUAUCUCUGCUCCUGCCUUCUCCUCCUGCUAGGCUCCCGCAUUCAUUUCAUGUAUGCCGUUCUGCUAUAUUACAAGCCGGAGGGGAGGUCCGUUUAGACGACAAGUUGGUUGUCUGUUGUAGCUCAGCUCUAGUAUGAACACAGGAAGCUGCUUGAUUCCAGCCAGGCUUCUUGCCCAUCUAUGCCUGUAUUUUCCACUCUGACUGGCAGCAGCUGUUUCACAGGGCUUGCUGCCCGGUCUUUUUUAAUUGCACGUGCCAGGGUGUUGAUUGCUUACUGUCCCAUCUCUGCAGCACAGGCCUCCAGUAUGGAGCCCCGCGAGAGGCCUCAUACUUGGGGAGCUGACUACUUUUAAAAAAUGGUUUGGAUGUGAAUGCAGCUGAAGUUCCAACUUGGCUCUGUUUUUGGUUCAACAAACGAAGGUUUGAUAAUGACUUCACCACAUGCCUGGAACGUGUUGCGGUGUAUGGGGGCGGGGGAUAAUUCAUAUUACAGUCCUGACUUGCACAGGGGAGGGGAACAAGCUUCAGCUGUUGAAUUUCCCCUUUAGCACAGGGCUAGGGAACCUGUGGCCCUCUAGAGGUUGUUGGACUUUAACUGCCAUCAGCCUUGGCCGGCAUGGCCAAUGGUCAGAGAUGAUGGGAGGUAUUGGAUUAUGUCCUAGGAGAUCAGGGUUCAGUGCCACACUUGACCAUGAAGCUCACUGGAUGACCUUGGGCCAAUCACUUCCUCUCAGCCUAACCUACCUCACAGGGUUGUUGUGAGGAUUAAAUGAGGAGAGGGAGGAGCUCCGUGGAGGAAAGGCAGGAUAUAAAUGCAAUAAUAAAAUAAAAUAGUCUGGCCAGAGGUAGAGCCACAGGUUCCCCGUCUCUGCUCUCAUAUUCCUAUUUUGCAAAUGAGGACUCAGACUUCAGGCUGUGAGCCAACUUUGACCAGUGGGUGGGGCCACCUGAUGUCAUUAUCAUGUGAUGUGGCAACUUCAACAGGACUCACUCUCAGUGCCCAUCAGUUGUCCAUUUGCAGGCAUGAUUUAAACCCAAACUGCUUACUGUUAGCCUUCAAAGGAUCACCCUUUCAGUGCCCAUCAGCUGAUUGGUGUUACGUUUAAGCCCUAAUGGUUUUACUAGGGAGUUCCUGAUGGGAAGCUCCAUAGUGUGGCUGAUCCCAGCCAUACGUCAUCAAGUGUGGGGCAGGUGGGCAUGGUUUGGGGAAAAUGGCCUUGCAUACCUAAAUUUCUUUGGCCCUUGAAAAAGUCAUGUGCCCUGGGCUCCUCUGGCGCUUUGGCAUCCAUGGUUUGUUGAGGAACCCAAUGAUUGCUAAUGCACUAAAUGUGGUUCUGAUUCCCUGUGUCAGGGGUCGCCAACCUUUAUCGACCAGAGGCCACAUUUCAAAUUUUGAGGAAAUGCUGGGGGCACCAGCCACAAAAUAGCUACUGGGGGAGCAUGGCAUAACACAAAAUUAGAGAGUAGUCAUGAUGAAGCUUUUCCCAUAAUUAUAUUUGUAUACUAGAAAAGGGUUGACCUGUUGAAUUUCUGCCUGCCAUACAGCUGCUAUAGGCACAAGAACCCUUUCCCCCCCAAUGCUAACCCUAAACCAAAGCCUAGGCUCCAUCCUAUACCCACUUACCCAGAAGUAAGCCCCAUUAAACACAGACUUAACUUCUGAGUCGACAUGUAUACAAUUCUGCUGUAAGUUAAGUAUACCGUGAAUUUUUAAUGUGUCCUUGGUCUUUAGUUCCCGCAAAGCAGGGGACAUGCCUUAGCCUUUUGUGGUUUUCAUAUUUGCCUUUUGCGGGGGAGAUUAUUUUCUUAACAUUCACCCACACUUAUUGUGUAGUAGUGUUUCCAGGAAAUAAUUUCUAGGUGCUACCUGAUCAGGCAAACCUAGCAUAGGAAUGAUGCAUCCUGGUUGCUAGGGACAAAGGAAGGGCAAACUGUGGAGUGGCUAGGGGGGAAAAAUAGAUGUUGUGAUUGGAAAAUGAAUGUUGGAAGAUUCAGGACAGACAAAAGGAAGUACUUCUUUGCUCAGCGCAUAGUUAAACUAUGGAAUUUGCUCCCACCAGAUGCAGUAAUGGCCACCAGCUUGGAUGGCUUUAAAAGAAGAUUAGACAAGUUCAUGGAGGACAGGGCUAUCAAUGGCUACUAGCUGUGAUGGCUGUGCUCUGCCACCCUAGUCAGAGGCAGCAUGCUUCUGAAAACCAGUUGCUGGAAGCCUCAGGAGGGGAGAGUGUUCUUGCACUCGGGUCCUGCUUGCGGGCUUCCCCCAGGCACCUGGUUGGCCACUGUGAGAACAGGAUGCUGGACUAGAUGGGCCACUGGCCUGAUCCAGCAGGCUCUUCUUAUGUUCUUAUAGAUGUAGGAAAAAGUACACUAAAACGGAGGAGAAGCAGCAGCUCUUUAGGACCCCAGGGAUUCCUAUUGCCUGGUGUCCAAACAACUCACUUAUAGCUUUGACUUCAUUUAUUGGCUAAUCACACUAAUGGGCAGGAGCGCCCAGGCUGGCUCUUUUCACAUAAAUUGUUUAGAAGGGUACUUGCAUAUUUUGCUCCAUAACUUACUUUUUAGAAGUACUACAGAUUGUCUUGUUUUUUAAAUGAAAGCUCAGGUGCUGAGCUACCUGCUGGAGGCACCACUGAAGGCCUUUGCGGAUAUCAUGGCACCUGCCAAUGAUGUGUUGGUGACACCUGCCCCACCUGAAGGGCUCAGCGGUGGGGCAACUCCACCCCACACUGAUAGCCCAGUCAAGAAAGGGGCAACUAUCUGCCUUCCCUUUUCCUUGUAUAAUGGGUCACUAUUCUAUUUACUGACUCAAAUGUGACAUGAAAGUGUGGUUUUCCGCUAUGUGAAUGAGGCUUGGGCUUGCAUGCCCCCCACCAACACCUCACUUCACAUGAGAUCGGAAGGAUCUACUUCUGUUUUUGAACAAACCAAAGUUCCUCAUUACAUCCAAAUUCAAAACCGGGGAUGUGGAAUCUGUGGCCCUCCAGAUAUUGUUGGACUACAUUUCCCAUCAUCCUUGACAAUUGACCAUGCUUGCUGGAGCUGAUGGGAAUUUCAGUCCAGCAACUGCCUGGAGAACCACAAAUUCCCCAUUCCUGUUCUAGCUCUAUGACUUUGGCAUAGCGAGGACAAGGUAGGAUCAAACUCUGGUGUCCAGUUAUUUCAGAACCGGCCUGCUGUUUCAAUUGGAUUUGCCUGCAUUUUAUCACUGAGCAUAUCUUCUUCAAAGGUGCUGUUUCUGUACAUAGAGCAGAGAGAAAAAUUGUGGGGGGGUGUGUUUGUUUGAUAUUGACACUUGCUCUGCUUAACAGUACUUUACCUCUGGAAGAUUGACGUAGAAUACCUCAUCAUUCUUUUCAAACUAUGUUUGUUGCUAUCUGUAACUAUAUACUUCAAGAUAUUCUGCAACAGAGUCCUCAAACACUUUCUUUCUCUCCUACCCCCUACCCCCACCACAGAAAGAAACCCUGCACCAUUCAUCCAAACCUUUGUCCCUCCAACCUCCCCAUAUGGUAAUGAUUGGAACAAGGAAUCAGACUGACUGGGGGUGGGUGGAAGAAAUACUGUGGACCAGUGUCACACUUACUAUUCAUAUGUUUAAUAAGUGGAGGAAGAUUUGUUUUUAUUGGCAAGAGUGGUUUUGAAUUUGGAUCAUUGCUGACACCUGAUGUGUAAGAUAACCUUAGAUGUAUGCUGGUUAUCUCAAGCCUAUGGGGUUUGAAGCUUAGCGCAUGUUCAUCUUUCGACACCUAAGGACACAGUAUUAUUUCCCAGACACCUGUUGGGUUUCCUAGUUCCUGCUUUUUGGGAGAUGUGGAGAUGGGGACCAUAUGUUCAGUCUCUCUAGGACAUAUUUCCCAUUCUCUGGAGAAUAAAUUUUGUGCUUCUCGG
Rhineura floridana is the source of this 5922-nucleotide messenger RNA. It is a transcript of the gene PYCR1, whose product is annotated as pyrroline-5-carboxylate reductase 1. Gene Ontology annotation, biological process: L-proline biosynthetic process. The record is from RefSeq and is a predicted model, not a curated record. The coding region runs from base 335 to 1276 and encodes 313 amino acids. Gene Ontology annotation, molecular function: pyrroline-5-carboxylate reductase activity. The transcript is spliced from 9 exons. NCBI's taxonomy places the organism in Eukaryota, Metazoa, Chordata, Lepidosauria, Squamata, Rhineuridae.